Cylas formicarius (sweet potato weevil) is the source of this 4207-nucleotide messenger RNA. RefSeq names its product nuclear distribution protein nudE-like 1-A (gene nudE). The record is from RefSeq and is a predicted model, not a curated record. Gene Ontology annotation, molecular function: microtubule binding. Gene Ontology annotation, cellular component: centrosome; kinesin complex; kinetochore. The coding region runs from base 132 to 983 and encodes 283 amino acids. Gene Ontology annotation, biological process: establishment of mitotic spindle orientation; microtubule nucleation; centrosome localization. Lineage: Eukaryota; Metazoa; Arthropoda; Insecta; Coleoptera; Brentidae. The transcript is spliced from 8 exons.
AAACAACGUUAGCAUUCUGUGGUUAGACGUAUGUGAGAGACUUAUCUUGUUUAAUAACUCCAAACAGCAGCUAUAAUAUCAUUGGUAAUUUUUUCUUCAUACUUUCUGAUGUUAUGAGCAUACAUUAAAACAUGACGGAUAUCGACACCCCCUAUUUUUCUUCUAAAGAUGAAGAAAUCAGUUACUGGAAAAGCUUGGCGGAGGAGUACAAAAUCGAUGCGGAACGUUCGAGACGAGAGUACGAGGAGUUUUUAAGCGAGUCUAAGCAGCUCGAACAGGAAUACGAGGCGAUGAUCGAUCAGAACGAAAAGAAAAUUAAAGAAAUUAGUUUGCAGUACAAUCGAUCCCAAUCGGAAAUCGACGCCCUUAGGAUAAAGCUUGACAUCAGUUACAAGGAGAGUGGUAACUAUCAAACGGAAUUGUCAGCAAUAAAGUCCGAUAAACAGCAGAUGCAGUUGCGCAUCAGGGAUUUGGAACAGAAAAAUGACGAUUUGGAAAGGGCGAGGCGGAUAGUGGAGGAGAGUGUUGCGGGAUUCGAACAGGCGUUGAAUUUUGCCCUUGAAAAAAACGCCAUUUUGGAAAGUGAAAUUGACGAGAAGGAAACACUCAAAGAGAAGUUACAGAGGCUUGCCGAUGAAACAAGAGACCUGAAGCAGGAGUUGCUGGUGAGGGAAAAGGAAAAAGUGCCGGAUAACGAGCGGAUCUUGAACGGUAGCUUCAAAUGUCCCCCGACGGCGGUCGAUUCUAAUAGAUUGAAGGAAAACGAAACUCAGACGUCGCCGGUUAAACGUGAAUACCAGGCGCCAUUGUCGCCAGCGUCGCGGGUAAUGGCGCUGAACAUUGUCAGCGAUUUGAUCAGAAAAGUGGGGGGACUAGAAAGACGAUUAGAUUACAGAGAACUUCCAAAUACCGAGCUAAGCAGAAGAUCGCGGAUUACGUCGAGAAAUAGUCCGGCUCCGAACGCGAACGGCAUAACCAAAUGAAAACCAGGCAGAAAACCGGGCCGGAAAAGUAGCAAGGAAUCGCGAGUAAUUCUGACCGUUUAGUUGAAAUUUCGCCGCAGUAUUAUAAGGAAAAUUAGGGGGGUGGGGAGAGCAGAUCACUAUAUGGUGCUACUGGUCACUUGGAAACGUGUAGAAACUAGUGCGUAUUACAACUUGCUCGGACUCCCGCGUUCCUGGUUGUUCGCCCUAAAGAUUAUCACAACCGAUAGACAAUUUUAGUUAAACGAAAUUUGGAAAAUCGCUCGAUAGGAAAAAACGGGACCGCGUGUCGAUUUCUACGAUUCAUCUAAGUUAAUUUUCAAAUUUGACGUUGGCACGAAAAAAAAAUUCGUAUGUUAUUAUUAUAGAUGGCUAGUUUCUGAGAUAUUGGCAGUGAAACUUUAAAAAAACCCGAAUUAUGAGUAUAGGUAAGAGCAAAUAAACUACUUAUUAAACAAAACGGCAUAAAGUAAAGAAGAAAAACGUCUACAGGCUACUAUUUACAAAACUUCUGGAUUCCUCCUGCCUCGGAUGUUGAUUGAAUCGAACUUUCUGACGUUUCACCAUUCAUUAUGAAAUCAGUUAAUAUGCAAAGGAUCCAAUAGGAUGAUUGACAAAACUUAAGUAAUUUCGAUUCAGCAACAACCCACGCAGGAAGAAACCAGAAGUUUUGUAAACAAUAGUAUAGAUGAUAUAUUUUGAUUUAAAAAAAACUUUAAACCACUCGGUAAUAGAUCGAGGUUAUUGAGUCCAAUGGAAUAGAAUUUAUUGCGUUGCUUCAAAUGGUACAAAUACACUGAGAUUAAUUGUACAGGGUAUAUGAAAUAAAUUUCCCUAUCCGCUUACCUCUAGAACACCCCUAUGUUAUGGAGUUUUUCUAUUCCCGUAAAAUUCCACAAAUGUUGAAUUUUAUCUCAAAAAUUACAUUUACACACGUUGAAUGCUGUUUUGUCACAUAAUAUACAUCUGAAGCGGAAUAUUUUUUUUCUUCGAACAUACCUGCCGAGAGCCGUUUACCUUGAUACGGUCAAAAAGUAUAAUUAUUUAAAUUUUCUUUGCUAACUAUUAAAGAGUCAUAGUAAAAAAAGAUUCUAUUAUAGACAAUGUAAGUAGAACGCCAUCGUUUUUGGUUUCUACUUUACAUAAGUUUUGGUUAAAAAAAAUUGAUACGUUAAUAAUAUUCACAAUAAUUUUUGUUUUGUCAGAUAGAUGUUCAGAUAUCAUGUUCAAAAAUCUUUCUCGGGGUUAGAAUAAAUUAACGUUUGAUAUAUGCGAAAAUAAUUGUCAUUAUUAACUAUACAUACAGAAAAUUAUUUAAAAUUAUAUAAAUAAUAGGUAUCUUUUAUGAAAUUGUAGCUGUCUAGGAUAACAAUUUUUUUUUUGAUAAAUUGAAAAAAAAAUGUAAAUAAUUUUUUGCUGUUUAUUUUUUUACCUACCCCUUGCAGAAAAUAGAAUUACCUGAUUUUUAAAGUUAAGGUUAAUCUUGUUUUAUAAGAAUAAAAGAAAAAUUGAAGGCUAUAUCAGCAUGGAUAUCUUGUGUGUAUCUUAAAAAGUAACAACGAAAAAAGAAUACAUUCAACUUCCAUCAUCAGGAAUGGAUAGAAAGUAAUAUUUUUAAUUUUUAUUCCUUCGACUCUUUAAUAGUUACCCAAAAAAAUUAAAAAAACAAAGUACUUUUACACCUUACACAAACCUUGUAUACCAAUUAAAAGGAUAGCAGCAGUACAUGAUUGAAUAUUUGCUAUACUUUUUUAAUACAAAUUCGUCUAUACUAUACCAAUAAAACGCUUUUCGCAAAUUUUGGUAGCAAUAUCCCAACUAGAUACUGGACUAUAUAUAUAUCGAACAUUUUUGAAAAAAUAUUUAAUGCUAUAACAUGUUGAAAUUUUAUUAAAUUUCGGUGAAUUCGGGGGCUAAUUUAGCUGCUGCACAAUUAGAAAAUUAUUGAAAUUUGAAUUGGAAUUUGGCAAAAAUACGAACAAAAAUGAAGGAAAAAUGUUCCCAGUGUAAACUAACUUUGAUCAAAAUAUAUACUAUACCGUUGCGUUGAAAUUUUUCUAUGUCGAUGCCAGUUACUUUCACUUCACAUGAUAAUAUAAAAAAAAUAUAUAUAACCCUCUUUUAUUGCGAAUGCGUUGAUAUAGGGUUGUCCACAAAGAAUUCGGUCUUAAUAGGGGUUUGCGAAUUUUAAACAUUUAAUUUCGACGCUAGCGGAAAUGUGACAUACAAGGUAAUAAAGGACGCAACAUUGCAGUCGCACUUGAUAGGACCCCAAAUAUUAGAAAAUGCACAUGCUCAGUAAGUAUGGUUUUGGAGCAACUAACAUUUGAGUUGAAUUAAAUACAAAGUAUACAAAUACAAAAUGUAUAUUGACUUAUGAGUAUAAUAAUAUAUCUGUUAGCGAUAUCUUUUAUAUGGUGCCGUCAAAAGUCACGUAUGCGGAGUCAGGAUGGACGAGCGGCAUGCAGAACAGUGCUUUGGUUUUUGAAGAGACUGUUAUUCAGGGUUGAACCGUUACGCCACCCCUUAAGUUAACGUAUCUAUAGUAUAGAAUGUCAAUUACUUUGAAAUUUUUUUACUCUUUCUGAAAAAAAAUUAUAGAGAAACAGAAUUUACAGCCAAAAAAUCAAGUUGAAUAAUAGCAAAAAGUUUAUGUUUAAAAUUUGUUUACUAAAUGUAAAAAUAAAAAUAAAUUCGAAUAAAUAUUUUCUAUUCAAUAUCUGAUUCAUCAGAACUAUAAUUGUGAUACUCGAAUUCAACGGAUUCAUUAGAUUCUUCCUCAUUUUUUCCAUUUCGACAUUGUCAUGGAUUUUCACUGGAGUUUGAUCUCCGAUUAAACCUGUUGGUUUUAAAAAACCAUCUAAAUGCCAACCGUAAUUUUCAGGGUUUGCCUUCGCACAUGUAGUUAAAAGUUGGAUUAAGCCACGCAAUAUACAUAUAUUAUUCUUAAAUUUUUUUGUAGCAGACAAAUCCAACAUGGCGGUAUAAAGUUGGAGUCAAAACUUUUUUAUCUUUUUUUAGAAAAAAAAAAACAGGUGAGCGGUCCUUCAAAAAAAUAUUUUUUUUAUAGGAACAAAUUCAACGAAUGUUAAAAUCACGCAAUUUCUAAUUCUAUUACAAAAUCAAAGAAUCGUAUGUUAUAUACUUACUGAAUACUCUCUACUGAAAACUUCAAAUUUUCAUUGUAUUUAUUUGCUUAAUGAGUUAAUUUUUUGUAACACGUA